UUUAACGUAAAAAGUUAUAAUAGCCAGUUGGGUGAUUCCACCUGUCAAUGCAUAUAUUUUUAUUUAUCAUUAUUUUUCUUGCUCUAGAAGCCACCAUCUGCCACCGCUCCUCCUAUUACAGCUGUCGUGAUCCUCUCCGUCACUUUUAUCCUUCCGUUCUAGUUUCCUCCCAUAUUUUUCUCCUCCUCCGCCACAGUCAGCCACAACCACAUCUAAACACCGUGAAACUACCAUAUCCGUACAUCUUCAUCAAUAUCAAAACACAAUGUCUUCUUCAAGGGUAAACCUUCAAAAUUAUCUAAUUCCAUUGGAGGAGAUCAACCGUGCCACCGAAAACUUCAGUCAGGAAAGAUGUAUCGGAGGUGGCGGAUUUGGUGCAGUCUAUAAAGGACAAUUGUCUGAACGCUGGAAAAAGCAUACAGUUGCUAUCAAACGCUUGGGUAAGGAUAGCCACCAAGGAGAGCACGAGUUCCGCAACGAGCUUGAGAUGAUUUCCAGCUUCCACCACGAAAACAUCAUCUCUUUUAUUGGGUAUUGUCAUGAAGGGGGAGAGAUGAUUAUAGUUUAUGACUAUGCGAUAAAUGGAAGCCUUGAUCAUCAUCUACAAAACCGAUCUAAGAUGGGUUGCAUAACAUGGAUACAACGUCUGAUGAUUUGCAUUGGGGCUGCAAGAGGACUGAAUUACCUUCACUCGGGUCUUGGGGAGCACAACAGAGUAAUACACAGAGACGUGAAGAGUUCUAACAUAUUGUUAGACGACAAUUUGGUUGCAAAAGUUUGUGAUUUUGGAUUGUCAAAAUUGGGUCCCAGAAAUCAGCUGGAUACCCAACUCCAUACAAGGGUUGCGGGUACACAGUUUUACUUGGAUCCUACUUACCAUGAAAGUCGUAUCCUCAGAAAAGAAUCUGAUGUAUAUUCGUUUGGCGUGGUACUUUUUGAAAUCCUGAGUGGAACGUUGGUUUAUCAUGAAAUAAGCACCCAAAAUGAUGUGCAGAAAUUUCUCAUGACUUGGGUCCGACGAUACCAUAAGAAUGAGCCACACAAGUUAAUUGAUCCGCAGAUAAGUGAUCAAAUUGAUCGUACUUCUUUUCAUAUAUUCCAAGAAAUUGCAUAUCAAUGCAUUAGUUUCAACUUAAGCGAACGCCCUACAAUGGAUAAGGUCAUUGAGAGGAUUGAGGAAGCAUUAAGUGUUCAAAUACAAAGUGUUCGAGCUAACGCAAGUCCUGACAACAUGGGGAUUGUCGCUGGUGAUAUCCACAACAUUGCAAAAAUAAUGGAGGAUAAUCGCAUUGCCAUCCGUAUUUACACCAACCAACUUACCAUACCGAAUUCCGGGACACAGGAACAGUCAAUUACUGCUAUUCUUAACCUCUUGGUAUCUGAAGAAAACAAAGGCAACAUAGUCUCCUUUGGGGCUGUACCAGGGAUUGUCCUUGUGCUGAAAGUAGGUAGCAUGGAAGCACGUGAGAAUGCAGCGGCUACACUUCUCAACCUCAGUGUAAUCGACCAAAACAAGGAAAUUAUAGGUGCUGAAGGAGCAAUCGCACCUCUCCUAUUACUUUUAAGUAAAGGAUCUCAGAAAGGGAAGAAGGUCGCAAUUACAGCUUUGUUUAGUUUAUGUUUAGAUCAGGGUAACAAAGGAAGGGUGGUGAGGGCGGGAGUAGCCCCCAUUUUGAUGGAGCUUCUUAACGAACCAGAGGGUGUUUUAAUGGAGGAAACAUUAUCCCUUCUAGCCACACUCUUAAGCCACCCGGAAUGGAAGCUGGCUAUAGGUAAGGAAGAGGUUGUGCCUGUUCUGGUUGAGAUUAUUUCGAGUGGAUCCCCAAAAACAAGAGAGAAUGCAGCUGCAAUUUUGGUGAAACUUUGUUCCAGAGAACAAAAGUAUUUGGUCGAGGCUAUGGAACAUGGACUCAAGGAGAACCUGAUGGAUUUGCUAAAACAUGGUACGGAUAGAGGAAAGAGAAAAGCCAGAAAGUUGCUAAGACAAGAUAAAGGACCACAAACCAAGACACGAAGGAUGUAGGUAUUGAGAGGAAGGCUUCCAUUGGGGUGUUGAAUAUUGUGAAGCAGAAGAAUGACUUAUAUGUUGAAUUAAAUAAGAACUGCCUUAGAGCAUACAGUAUGGGCAACAAAAACGGUUAUUUUUGCUGAUUUGACACCUCAUAACCUAGUCAUAACAAGAUGAACACCACCCCUCCUUCUUGUUAAGAGGAUGUUAUGACAUAUCUUGUUGUGACGAGCACAAGAUGCAUCGAGAAGUUUAAUUGGUUGUUGUCUUUAUCAACCAAUCAAAUCAUUUUAUUUCUUUUUCUCUCUACUUUUUAACAUGUACUACUAGAAAACAUGGAGUUUUCUUACGGAAAAUAGGUACGGAAAUUUUCCGUAGCAAAUUAGCUACAGAAUCGCUACAGAAUAGGAUGCCCUAGUUUAGUAACAGAAUAACUACAGAAUAGCUACAAAGUAGUUACAGAUGGUAGUCUGUAGUCAUUUCGUAGCUAAUUAGCAACGAAAUAUCUAUAGUUGGUAAUCCGUAGCUAUUCUAUAGCUAAUUAGCUACGAAAUAUCUACAGAUUUUAAUUACCUACGGGUUAGCUACGGAGCAUGCUUUCCAAUAGCAUUCUGUAGCAAAUCCGUAGCUAAUUAGCUACGGAUUAGCUACGGACUUUUCUUAUUUUCGAUUUUUCGGGUACCAAACGUCGUUUUUUUCGCUUUGUUUUGUUUGAAACCUCUACUAUACAUGAUUAUCUAUAUUUUCACCAACUUAUAGAUAUUAAUAUCGUUCAUAAAGUCGUGUGCCCCUUCGGGAUCAAGUACUCGUUUCACAGUUUAACAUUGUAAUGCCUAUACUUUUCACCGAUUUGUGAUGGAUUAUGUGUGUAUAUGUAUACUUAUAUACAUGAAUGAGUUUUGGUAUAUGUGUACGUGU
This is a messenger RNA of Lactuca sativa (garden lettuce), 2926 nucleotides long. Its product is annotated as putative serine/threonine-protein kinase PBL11. Gene Ontology annotation, cellular component: plasma membrane; plasmodesma. Lineage: Eukaryota; Viridiplantae; Streptophyta; Magnoliopsida; Asterales; Asteraceae. Gene Ontology annotation, biological process: protein autophosphorylation. The record is from RefSeq and is a predicted model, not a curated record. Gene Ontology annotation, molecular function: protein binding; ATP binding; transmembrane receptor protein tyrosine kinase activity.